Molecule: messenger RNA, 1431 nt
Organism: Symbiodinium sp. CCMP2592
Lineage: Eukaryota; Dinophyceae; Suessiales; Symbiodiniaceae
Source: the annotation of a GenBank genome assembly
AUGGAGCCAGUGACGGAACAGGUCCAGGAAUUCCUGGAGCGCGCCCAAGCAGUGCCAGUGCUCAGUCUGCACUCACUUGUGACGUCGCAACAGCUGUUCUUGACGUUUGGAGUUGCUACUCUCUCAGUCUUGCUCUUCUACUUCUUUCUGCGCCGCAGCUUGAGCCAUGCGCUCUGCAACGACCUGCAGCAGAUGAUAGGGACAGGACCCCACUCGGCUGGGGACUCGCCAGCAGGACUGACGGCCAUGCAACAGUGCUUGCAGGCCCUGGAUGACACGGUCCCGGGCCUCCUGACCUCCAUCCAGGAAACCAUGAAUACCCUUUCAGGAGCAGUCACACACCAUGGAUCCCUAUUGGUGCAACUGCGGCAAGAUGUGACCGCGCUGACGACUACAACAACCAGCCAUGACACACUGCUGCAGCAACUGGACCAAGGGGUGAAAGACAUGGGUGCCGUCUCGGGCACAGAGAUCUCUGCGCUCCUCAAGGAACUUGGCUCACUCAUGGGGUCUCUCCAACAGCUGACCCCGGCUGCGUCGGCCCAGUUCUUGAAGGACGUCAAAGGGGCCCUGGAAACGAGAAUGUCGACACUUCAGGACACGCUCAUGGAACUGAGCAUAUCCGCCACCACCUUGAAGACGCGCAAGGUGACGGUGGACAUCACACCCUUCAAGGAGCAGUUUGAUGGCAUCAAGGACCAGCUGGCCAACAUGCUCGCCAAGGUCGACCAAGCUCUUGGGUAUAUGAGAGACGACCAUGCCCUGAUCGUCCGCCUCAAGGACAAGCUCGAGGAAACCAAGAGCGACGGCGAAAAGCACAAGGCAGCCCUCCAGGGAGACAUCCGGAACAUCGUCGCCCUAGUACGAGGACUAGAAAAGACGUGUGCGCAGGCCUCGGACUUCAGCGAGAAAGCUCUGAAUGUCAUCGCCAAAGGCAACCCCAGCCCGUGGGAGACAGAGCUCAAGAACGUGGUCGACGAGACGGAGAAGCUCCUCAGGUGGGUCGCAGGACAGGAAGAAGCCCUGGCGGACCGGGCUCAGAAGAUCGAAAGUAUGUGCACAGGGUUGGUGGACCAGCUCACCGACGUCUCCACCGCCCUGGAGAACCACAGCUCGGUGAUGGGACAAAGACUUCGCCUACUCAACGAAGUCCAAGGCGGGGUGGAAAAGGUCCUACAUGCCCUUCCACCUCGACAGAACCAGGCAGCGAGCGGAGCCAGUGGACCGAACCAGCCACCGCCUAUGCAACCGGCCCCGCAUUUGGGCCCACAUGGCUGGGUACAGAGAGGGCCACCACCAGCCCCCGCCCACACACCGACAGUCUACACGGAGUGGGACAGACCUUCAUCCAGCGCGAGACCGGCACCAGUGAUCGUCACCAGCAUGGACACUCUGGCAACGGCCUUGCAGCAGCACUCACAACACAUGUAG